Molecule: messenger RNA, 2259 nt
Organism: Sclerotinia sclerotiorum 1980 UF-70
Lineage: Eukaryota; Fungi; Ascomycota; Leotiomycetes; Helotiales; Sclerotiniaceae
Exons: 2
Coding region: 1-2259 (752 amino acids)
Biological process (GO): lipid metabolic process
Source: RefSeq, a predicted model, not a curated record
AUGAACAACGAACCUGAACUCGAAUCCGCCUAUGCGGGUCAAGCUGCGAAGCUCUCCCACGUUAAGCCGCAGGACGAUGAUACUGGGUCUGGAACGGCGAAAAGAGCGGAUUAUGUUACGCCAAGGGAUACGGUCGUUGUUAUGGAGGAUGGAGGGCGAUUGCCAGGGCCACCGUUACAGGAGGCGGAGAGAUUGAAUGGGCUUAGAAGGCAAGCAAGGGGAGUGGGUGGUAAUAUGAAUAGCGAGGCUGAAGGGACAGGUGAACUUAUGGACGAGGAGAACAGGCUCGCAGCGGGUGAGAAAGUGCAAAAUUCACAUGAAGAUAGAGGAGAUGAUGGGCAAACCUCAGGCCAAGGUUCCCUUCGACGAGCUAUGCCACCCUCGAGAACGCAUCCUUUAUUCCCACCUUUACCACUAUACGGCCCCUCGUCGAUUACGAGAAAUUUACAAUGUUGGACAUUCAGAACUACUAGUUUUUUCUUGAGCUGCGCAUUUUUGGGGCUUAUUGUAAUGGGAGCAGGAGUUAUGAGUGUGCCAGCCAUUUGCAGGUAUAUUUGGUAUAAAGCUACAUUUAGAGAUCCAGACCGAGGAAGGGUAUUCUACGAUGAAGAGAAGACACGAAAAAGAAGGAGGAAAGAAGAUGAGAUGAGGUGGAAGAGAUUAAAUCGCCGAAAGUUCUCUCACGGAAAAAUGGAUGAUAAUGAAGAUGAAGCGGGACAAGGGGAAUUUGUACCGACAGAGGGAGGAAAAGAUCCACUGGUUUGUGACGUGGGAUAUUAUGCACGCAGGGUAGGCCUUGAUGUUGAAGAGGUAAAGGUUCAGACGGAGGAUGGAUUUAUUAUUGUUUUAUGGCAUGUAUACAACCCGAACGAAUAUACGCCUAUGACAGCCGAACAGCGAGCCGCUCGUGGUCCAGAACUAUUUACUGGUCAGGGGCCAAGUCGUCCACUUCCUUCGGCCUCUGAUCGCAAACCAAAGUAUCCCGUUCUAAUGAUUCAUGGGCUAUUGCAAUCUUCCGGUGCCUAUUGCACCAAUGAUGACCACUCCCUGGCAUUCUACUUAUGCAAACAAGGCUAUGAUAUCUGGCUUGGUAAUAAUCGAUGCGGUUUCACGCCAGAACAUACCCUUCUUGAAUACUCGGAUCCUCGUAUGUGGGCUUGGAACAUUCGGCAGAUGGGUGUGCUAGAUUUACCAGCACUCACCUCUCGCGUUUUAUCCGAAACAUCUUUCCCCAAACUAGCCCUCAUCGCUCACUCCCAAGGCACAACUCAAACGCUUGUUGCGCUCGCAAAAGAACAGCGUCCAGAAUUAGGCGAAAAGCUAUCUGUGUUCUGUGCAUUGGCCCCUGCUGCAUAUGCAGGUCCUUUAAUCGGGAAGGCUUAUUUCAAAUUUAUGCGCAUGAUCUCUCCUUCAUUCUUUCGCCUCAUCUUCGGUAUUCACGCUUUCAUUCCAUAUAUGAUGACUAUGCACAAAAUUGUACCAGGGAAAAUUUUUGGGGCUAUGGGGUAUCACGUUUUCCACUUUUUAUUCAAUUGGAGUGAUGCUAGGUGGGACAAAGGAACCAGAGAUCGAUGUUUUCAAUUCGCUCCUGUGUACGUUAGUGCAGAAAGUAUGAGAUGGUGGCUAGGGAGAGAGUGUUUCGCAAAGCAAAAGUGUAUAUUAGCAACAAAAGAGGAGGGUUUACAGGAAGAGGAAGAAGACAGAUGGGUAUCUGGUGAAACGUUAGAUAAUUCAGGUAGUAAUGAUGAGAAAAGGAAAGAGAAGUUAAAGGCUAAAGGAAAGAAAGUGAUGGGCGCGUCAAGGCUGGUCGAGACUGAGAUGCAAUCCGGAACAGAAAUAACGCACAAAAAGAGGAGGAGAGGACUCAAGGGAAGUACAGCUUGGUACAAUGAACAAGCUCCACCUUUUGCGUUCUGGGUGGCCGGAACGGAUGAUUUGGUCGAUGGUAGAAAAUUACUUCGGAGAUUCGAGAGGGGGAGAGAACCGUGUGUUAAGGUCGUGCAUCAAAAAGUGAUAGAGGAGUAUGAGCAUUUAGAUGUAAUUUGGGCAGUGGAUGUCAUCGAGCAAGUAGGUCGAGAAUUAAAAGAAGUGAUUUGGAACACGUGUUCAGAGACAGAUCGAAGCAAAUGUCGCGUUCCUGUAGGAUGCGAAGAGGUUGAAGUUUGGGAUGGCGGAGAGACGUCUGCUGUCUCUGAAGGAAUAGACAGCCCAGAAAGUAGUCAAAGUCAAAGUGACAGUGAUCAAAUCAUCUGGACGUGA